UCCGUGAUUUUGCCAAUAAAGACUGCUAGUGGCUCUGAAUUUUGAGGUCAGCCCAUCAAUAGUUAUCUUAAUUAAAUUAAAUUAAAAUAAACUAAAAACCAAAUGACUAAAAUAUGUGACCCCAUCAUCUGAUUGUUGAUUUUGAUUUUAGCUUGCCUAUGGCUGUGUGCAAACUUUAAGGGUGGGAUUUGAUAUUGUUUCCUUGUACAAAGUUGGAAAGAUGACUGAAAACAAAUGGUUGAAUCGCAUCAUCAUGUUGGAAACAGUCGCUGGGGUCCCAGGUAUGAUAGCAGCAAUGGCACGACAUUUUCACUCGCUCAGGAAACUUACAAGGGACCAUGGAUGGAUUCACACCCUGUUAGAGGAGGCUGAGAAUGAAAGAAUGCACUUGAUGACAGCCUUGGAACUAAAGAAACCUGGAAUUCUAUUCAGAGGGAUUAUACUUCUUGCACAAGGUGUCUUCGUAAACCUUUUCUUUAUAGCUUACAUUCUCAGCCCAAGGUUUUGCCACAGAUUUGUAGGAUAUCUGGAGGAAGAGGCUGUCAAGACUUAUACUUACUGUUUGAAGUGCAUUGAUGACGGAACUCUGGCUGUGUGGAACACAAGGCCUGCACCUACUCUUGCUGUGAACUACUGGAGGCUUAAGGAAGGAGCAGUAAUGCGUGAUGCGAUCUUAGCAAUACGAGCUGAUGAAGCACAUCACAGGCUUGUGAAUCAUACUCUGAGCUCCAUGCAUCUCAACGAGAAGAACCCAUUUUCACCAGGCCAAAAGAAAUUAUGAGAACUGUAAACUACUGUGUAAUGUCUGGUACUACACUACUUGCAAAAAAUUUCGGACGUUUUAUUUUCCGACACGUUGCUGAAACAUAGUCUAAGUCUAUUUACGACAACAAAACACCAAUUAGAUUGAGACAACAUCUAUGAAAAUGAUAGUUUCACUGCACACUCAAGGUUUUACAGAUACACCGACGAAAAAGAAAUAUAAGCGUUGACGUAUUUCUAGCCGUGUUUCGACUAGAGUUCGCUCCAUAAAGGAAACUAAGAGCUUUGGCGCUAUUUAAAAGUUUUAUACUGUACUGUAACUGAAUAUUUCGGACGCUUAAAAAUUUCUGACAGCUUUAUUUUCGGGCACUUUUUUUGCCCGAAAUCAAAAUCGUCCGAAAUUUUUUGCAAGUGAUGUACUUAAAUUACAUUUAACAAUGUGUGAAGUCACUGCAAGUGAUCAAUCUUACCAGCAGUGUCGUAUUACAUAGCUGCAAGCAAAUCCGUUGUGGAUAAAAAAUCCUUAAAUGAAAAGGUCGGAAACCUGCUUUAUAUAGUGUAUUCAAAAGUUAAAUAUUUUAAAUAUCGAAAUAAAGAAUCUCGAUGUCUGUAAAUUUGUUGAUUAUUCAACUAUUAACAAUUGUUAUUAGUCUAUUGAACUUCUAGUAGAUAGAGUCCAGUUCUGACACACUCUUUUGCACAUCGCUCUAGACUAAUUGCAGUCUGUUAUCAGGCAGAGA
Molecule: messenger RNA, 1502 nt
Organism: Orbicella faveolata
Lineage: Eukaryota; Metazoa; Cnidaria; Anthozoa; Scleractinia; Merulinidae
Biological process (GO): alternative respiration
Cellular component (GO): mitochondrion
Molecular function (GO): alternative oxidase activity
Source: RefSeq, a predicted model, not a curated record